This is a messenger RNA of Nyctereutes procyonoides (raccoon dog), 2301 nucleotides long. Its product is annotated as ankyrin repeat domain-containing protein 31-like. Bases 1 to 2130 code for a protein of 709 amino acids. Gene Ontology annotation, molecular function: protein binding. The record is from RefSeq and is a predicted model, not a curated record. The transcript has 10 exons. NCBI's taxonomy places the organism in Eukaryota, Metazoa, Chordata, Mammalia, Carnivora, Canidae.
AUGAAGACAGCUGGGAUCAAUAAGAGGCGUGCCCGAGGGGAGCGCCGGCUUCAUUUGGCUGCCAGAAGAGGAACUUUGUCUCUGGUGAAGGCUCCAAUAGAAUCUGAAGCAGAUGUGAAUCUAAAAGACAAUGCAGGUUGGACACCACUUCAUAAGACAUCUACUAAGAGAUCUCAUGAUAGAAUUGUAGAGUUGUUAAAAGCUGGUGCUAAUGUUAAUUUUGAAAAACUAGAUGGGAUUCUUCCCUUACAUGAUGCUGCUGCCAACACUCAUUUAAAGGCAGCUGAGAUUCUACUACCACAUGGAGCAAACCCAAAUCAAAAGAAUCAAAAACAGAAAACUGCUUUGGAUGAAGCAGAUAAUGAAAAAAUGAAAGAGCUACUGAUAUCUUUUGGUGCAAUUGAGACUGAUAAUAGAAAUGAAAGUAAUGCUACAGUCACUGUCAAAAUUCCAGCUGUUCAACCAAAAAGGCAUAAGUGGUGUUUUUGUGAUGACUGCAACACUGUUGAUCCACCUUUUCUUUCACAAAGAGAAAAAAGAAGAGAAAGCUAUCCUGUGCAUCAGGCCAUCAGUGCCAUUCUACAAGAUAUAGAAGAAAAACAAGGAAAUUUACUAGAAUUUGAAAUACGAACCCCUGAAGAUGCAGAACAAUGCAUUGAAAAGAUGUUAGAGAUAAAAGAGAUUAUGGAUUAUGUGCUUGCCAAACAGAAGGCAGAAAGGGAUGAUCUGGCUAAAAAAUACAGGGUGUCCAUAGAAUCAUUUAAGCAAGGAGUCCUGAGAGAACAGCUGGCUAACUUGGCCACAAGACAGAAGAGCCUUUUAGUUGUGGCAAAAAAACAGAAAAAAAUUACCCAGAAAAUCCAAAACUAUAAAAACAUUACAUCUUUGUCUGGUCCUAGUUUGAGGAAGCCACCGUCCAGCUCAGCAAUCUCUAGUGAAAAGGACAGCCAAGAUCUUAUCAGUCUGGAAAAUUCAUUGCAGCCCCAGUCAGGUUCACUUUCUCUUGUCAGCCUUACUUGUGGAAGCAUGCAGGAAACACCAUUGUCUCCAGAAACUUGGAAUAGCAGCCCAAAUACCAACACUUGUGUAAAUUCAGAAACAGUGAGAAGGGAAUUUUCUGGAAAUGAGCUGAAUUCUAAGCAAAAUGUCAAUGAUGGUACCUUCGAUGGGUCACCAAAAUCCAGACGUGCAGAUGGCACUAAGAUUAAAUUACCCUCCCAACCUGUUGCUCUUACUGCUCAGAGGGAGUAUUCACAGAGAGGAAAUGAUCUCACAGAGCCUCCAGCCCCAGAGUGCGAGCCCUGUAAUCAUCCUUCUGCAGUAACUAACACAUUAAACAUUGCAGCGACUACAAGCAUACUUGCCAGAAAUGAUGCCCAUCCAUCAGCUGUUGUUUGUGAUCAGGCUCCUACCAGUUGUGAUCCAAAAAGAGGAAAGAGGAAAAUAGCUUCCCAGCAGCCAAGUAGGGGGACAUUGGAAUCUCUGACACAUCAAGGGACUGAUGUCUUAGGCAGUAUUACUGGGCAUCAGACAAAAUCUUAUCCUAAAAAACCAGCUUUUACUGUUCGACGUGCUAAUGACAGCCACAGCUCCUCCCACUCUGAACGUGGCCGUCAACAUAUUAUUAAAAAGCCUGUAAACUCCAGCACAGCUCCUAGAAAGAAAUGUAUGCAGAUAAAGGAUCUGAUAUUACUCGGAAGAAUUAAUCCAGGAAAAAACAUUCUAGAAUUCAAAACACAGGAGACUACCCACAAAGCCAGUGUCUUACUGAGCGGUAAAAUUAAGGUAGAAAAUGGUCAGAUUUAUCAAAAUCCAGUCACCUGGCUCAAGGAUCUUCUAGGAGGCAACAGUUAUGUGACUUGGAAUUAUGCUUGGAGUAAGGUGACAUAUCUGGGGAAGGAGCUUUUAAAGUAUGUUUCUGAGGAAGUACCCGUAUCUGCAGAGCCAAAUGUGGUGCUUCAGCAACAUCAGCCUUGUCUUCCAGGAACAUCCAGAGAGUCAAUGCAAAGCAUCCCACCUUAUCUACAAAUAAAUGAAGUACUGUUAAUCAGUGAUCAAGAAUUUCUCCCAUGCCAUAUAAUGGAUCAACACUGGAAGUUCUAUGUGGAAUGUGAAGAGCUAACAUUCUAAACCUUUGUUUUUGUAGUAAUUUAUUAGACAUUUGUUCAUAUUAUUAACCCACAUUCAUAUUUUAUCUUACAUAGGCUGGAGGGCCUAUUUUAAUAUACAUUUUAUGAGUUGCUACUUAAGAUAUGUUUACUGUUGUAAGAAAAAAACAUAAUUCAAACUAGUAUAGUAAGA